AUUGAAAUUGAAAGUCUAUGAAGACUAGGCAUUUUUUCUGGUUACACUAUUUGAAAACCUAUCCUCACACCAAACCAUUUCCAUCUUUAAAUACAACAGAAUGAUGCAUACCGUUACCCAAAAACAGGGUAAAUUGAAUAUCAGUCUUUUCAAUUCUGCUAAACCAUGGGUGUCACCACUUACACACAAGAACUCUCUUGCCCAAUUAAUGCGGCACGGAUGUUCAAGGCCUUGAUGAUAGAUUCCAACAAAUUGAUCCCACAACUCUUACCCCAGUUCAUUAAAAGUGUUGAUCUAAUUCAAGGAGAUGGAGGACCAGGCAGCAUUGAGCAAGUCAACUUCACAGAAGCUACCCAUUACAAACUUGUCAAGCACCGGAUCGAUGAACUUGACAAGGAGAACUUGGUCUGCAAAUACACCAUGAUUGAAGGUGAUGCAUUGGGGGAGAAGCUUGAAUGCAUUAGCUACGAGGUAAAGUUUGAAGAUGGUGGUGAUGGAGGUAGCGUGUGUAAGAUGACAAGCAAUUACCAUACAGUUGGUGAGUUUGAGAUCAAAGAAGAGGAAAUCAAGGCAGGGAAGGAGAAGGCAAUUGGGAUAUACAAAGUUGUGGAAGCAUAUCUCUUGGAGAACCCUAAUGCCUGUGCUUAAUUAAUUGGUUACUUUGUGUGUCAAAAAAAUUUUUUUUUUUUGGGAAAGAAGCAAUUAUACAACUAUUUUAUACUUUUAAAGGGAGAAGGGGAGAUGGUUUGGUACAGGGUUCCAACUCAAGACCCCUGCCCGUUGAACUUUUUUAAAACAAGCAGUGCGGAGUGUGGUGUGGUGUGGUGUGGUGUGGCAAACAUGUAGUUUACGUAUAUUUGAUUUUUUUUUUUUCAUACAGAGUACAAGGAGGUAUAAGUUUUUACGUGUGAUUAUUUUUAGUUUUGGAUUGAUUCUUUUAUUAAAGAAUGUAUGAGUGA
This is a messenger RNA of Rubroshorea leprosula, 959 nucleotides long. The record is from the annotation of a GenBank genome assembly. NCBI's taxonomy places the organism in Eukaryota, Viridiplantae, Streptophyta, Magnoliopsida, Malvales, Dipterocarpaceae.